Messenger RNA from Aspergillus calidoustus, 2181 nucleotides. NCBI's taxonomy places the organism in Eukaryota, Fungi, Ascomycota, Eurotiomycetes, Eurotiales, Aspergillaceae. The record is from the annotation of a GenBank genome assembly.
AUGCCGGCCGUCGAAGCAUCCCCCGUUGCACGUUCCGAGUCCGGUUUUGUCAAAAUGGAAGACCGGAAGCGAGCUGCCACAUAUGAUAACAAUGAUUCGGCUCCCCCGUUGAAGAAACAGGCCACUUCGGUCAAUGGUGGUAGCAAACCUCAUCCAGAUGCCGAUAUGCCUUGGAAAGAUGACCUCGAGCGAUUUCAAAAGGACGCAAUCUGGCGUCAAAUGCAGGAAUACAAACGGGACAAGGUAUCCCUGGAAGCGAAGCUAAAGGAGACGUCAAAAGCCACCGCCUAUCAUAAUGACCACCUUCGCAUUAUUGAUGCGUGGUAUAGCCAAUUGAUUGACGAAAUUAAAGUUCUUCUCGGGUCCCCUGACGAGAUCAACAAGGACUCCUCCUUCCGAAGCUCGCUGCUUUUUGAUGACCUUGACAGUUUUGAGAAGCACCUAAAAUCCCGUUCGGAUGAUAUACGCGACAUUGUCACCCGCAUUCUCGCCAAGUCUCCAACAACUCCUCCCGAGGUCGCUGAUUUGCAAACCCAGCUCACCCGCAAACUGGCCGAGGAGAAAGCCACUAUUGCCGAGCUAAAUAAAGCACUUUCCGAAAAGCAACAGCUAGAAGAAAGUCUGGAAGAAGCGUCUUUACGGUAUAUGGUCGCCGAGAAGAGACUUGACCGUGCCCGAAGCGUAACCGUCGCCAAACUAGAGAAGCAGUACAUUCUAGGGGCUCAACGGCCUGGGGGCGAUAGUGCGUCUGGAAGUCGCGAGGAACCGCCGGCAACCAAUGGCACCACACCGACUGGGGAACGAACUCCACUAGAGUCGGAUGAGACAUAUAGCAAGCUUGCAGCUGUAUCAGAGAAGCAAAAGGAGCAGUUACAGAAACUGGAAGCCGAAAACGCCAAAUUACUUAGCCAAAUUACAGAAAUGAGUAUCAAGAAGUCUAAACCUACCGACGACGAUUAUGCACAUACAGAUCUCUUCAAGCAACUGAAAUCGCAAUACGAAGAUGUUGUUAAGCGGAUAAAUCAUUUAGAGGCAAUCAAUGUACAAUUGCGUGAAGAGACAGCAAAGUAUAGGUCGGAACGGACAGCAUAUCGCAACCAGGUGGACGAAGAAACACAGUGUGUCAUUGCCGAAAAAGAGGCGCAAUUGAUGAAGGCUGAAAACGAUUUGGCACGGAUACGCAACACUCGCGACGAACUCUUGGCCGACCAGCAGAUGCGUAAAGCCGCGCAAGAGCAGGAGAAAAUGACGUCGGUCAAAGUGCAAGAGCUUGCAGACGCUGGGCAAGCCCGGAUCGCCGCCUUGGAAUCAGAGGUCGAACGCCUCCGGUUGGAACUCGGACGAGAAAAGGCCGAUCAGAUGGCCCUUGACGAUAUUCCCAUUGACGAAUUACGUACCAAAUACGGCAACCUGGAGCGCCAAUAUUCGAUGCUUAACACUGAAUUAGCGUCCAUGCAAACUGCUUGUAGGAAAUAUUCUUCCUUGGCAUCUCAAAAAGUCACCGAGUUCAGCGUCAUGGAAGAGAAGAUGGCUCGCUUAGCUGCCGAAAAGUCCAAAGCAGAUCAAAAGUAUUUUGGUGCGAUGAAGAGCAAGGAGGCCAGAGAUAUGGAGGUCCGGACUUUGCGAAUGCAGAAUGCAAAAAGCUCCGACAUUGUUUCGCAGCUAAAGGAAUCCGAAGCUGCCACCCGUUCACUACUUGCGAAUAUGGAAAAGCAGGUCAGCGAGACCAAGGAGGCCUUAAACACCAUGAUCAACAAGUACCAUACCUCGCAACAACAAAUCACCGAAAACAACAUUGCAAUGGACGGCCUCCGGAGCCAGAUAACAGAGCUUAAGGCGCUUUCAGUUUCCAAAGAUUCAACACUGGCGACUACCUCGAGUGCCUGCCGCCGAGCCGAAACCGAAGUUGAGGGGCUCAAGGCAUCACUCGCCGAUACCAAGAAGAGUCUGGAGAAUUGGAAGAACAAGAGUCUCGGAAACUCUUCGUCUGAAUACGAGAUGUUGAGAACUCUUGCCCUUUGCACAGUAUGCCGCAGGAAUUUCAAAAACACCGCGAUCAAGACUUGCGGUCAUGUUUUCUGCAAAGACUGCGUCGAAGAACGGCUCACUUCGCGGUCCCGCAAAUGCCCGAAUUGCAAUCGCUCUUUUGGCAAUAACGACUACAUGCAUAUCACGCUCUGA